Messenger RNA from Mizuhopecten yessoensis (Yesso scallop), 2657 nucleotides. RefSeq lists its product as uncharacterized. Lineage: Eukaryota; Metazoa; Mollusca; Bivalvia; Pectinida; Pectinidae. The record is from RefSeq and is a predicted model, not a curated record. The transcript has 2 exons. Bases 460 to 1701 code for a protein of 413 amino acids.
AUCACAUUUCGCCGGAGACAUUUCUGGGAAUGAAGGUUGGAGGGGACAAGUGGUUUCGAGUAACUCAUGUUACCCAAUCAUGCAUUGGUUUCACACAUGUAUUUACCAAUCUCUACAGAUGGUCUGUAUUUGAACAGGAACAGCAUGCCGAUGGCGUUUCGAAUCUAUCUAUCUUAGUCAGGGACAAUAAAAUGCAAAUAGCUCUGACUAAAUGGGUUUUUUUCAAAGUUUGACAUUAGGUCGUUUUAGACGUACUCAACCAUGGAUACGGUACUCCACUAGCGACUCUCAGACGUACUCGGCCUGGAGACGGUACUCUUCUUAUCAGCGCUGUCCUCAUAUCCAAUAUUGAUCGCUAAUGCAGUGGUUCCACGUCUGGAGAGACCUGUACACAUCGUCUUUUAAAGGAGUAUUUCCACGUAUCUGUGACGGGGUUAUUAGCCUAAACCAGUGGAUUAAAUGGGGAACAAACCUUGCAAACCUUCUGUCAAGGAGGACCACUUCAGCUUUGACGUUGCCAACACUGAAGAGGACGCGGAGGUUACUCGACCAACAGUCAGCCCAAUGAUCGGCAUGUGCAGUGACCUUCCUAUCCCCCUCAUCAUUCAGGAAGAUGCAGACCGUGACGUCAUUAGCGGAAGUCCCCAGCCUCCAAAGGACUCGUACGACAAGCUCAUGCAUUGGCUAGUAGAGAUGGCAGACGGGGACGACAUUGACCUGAAGGAUCCGAAAAUUGCAGAGGAAUUCUGUAAAUCUCCAUUAAUUGGUAACGCGAAAAAUCGGAAGAAAAAUUUGGGUCCUCGAUCACAAUCGUAUGAUAUUCACGUAAGUUACGAAGGGCCACUGUGUAGUAAACCGUCAAGGUCGUGUGGAGACAUUGAGGAGGAGACAGAGGCUGAGGGAUACAUGGAGAACCAACCAAAACCCAAGAGUUUCAAAUUGUCCCCAGAUCCACCCAGCCACAACCGCAAUAGAUCCACGCUCAAAAAACAAAGCGCUGUGUCGUUUGACUCAACGUGCGGGGAUCCGACUCAGUAUAAAAGAUCGAGUAAAUCCUAUAGCGAUCUUAACGAUUCAGCGAACUUCUUUGUAAACCAACAACAAAGCUUAUUGCGCAGCCACCAUAAAGUCAGACAGGUCCCGAAAACCCAGCGAAACCAGUUUACGAAACAGUACUCGGAACCCGUAUCUAGCAUUCCGAAAGUGUGUGUGUAUGAGAGCAUCGACGACAGCGGGAGUAACUGUUCUGAUCGUAACCGAAAUCAGUCGUCAAGCGCAAGUCUCGAUUCCAGAUCUCCUAGGUGUAGUCGACAAACAACAUUCAGUGACGAAGACGAUUUAACGUAUGAAAAAAGUAAGUCCUCCCUUCUCCAUCCUCCCUUGGAGAUAAUGACCGUGCGAGAGCACGAAGAGGAGGAGGCGGAAGGGGAAGGAGGAGUGAUCAGGUCCAAUCGCCGUAAACACAAGGGCAAAAUAUCCGGUAUGAUAAGCCGAAGCGUGGAGAACUUACUAGGAAAAACGUCCCGCCUUAGACAUCGCUUGAAGUACCGGAGCUCCAGUCUCUUCACAGUCAACAAUGAUGACAAGUCGGAAAUACCACCCGAACUUUUCAACGACAAACUCUUUCUUAACGACAAACUACUAGAUGGCAAUAUUGACGAUAUUCUGUACGCCGUGGACACCUUGUGGCCCAAUGAAUGACGUCACUGACACCGGAUUACGUAUAUUGUAACCGACAGAACGGAUGGUCUGCCAUUUGUUAAGCGUGGCACUUUUUGUCGCAAUAUGGUGCUAUAUGGUACUCCAGCGAAUGCCUGUGACGUGUUUACGGGGUAAUGAAAAGCACAUGGUGUGUUCACAUCACUGAAGGUGAAUGGUUGAUGAAGUUGUUGUCGGCAAGUCACACACAUGUGGAAAUGUGACAGCGAGUCUGGCUUCGGACUUGAUGGAAGUGAGUAGGUACGCACAAUAUGCGGAUAGCUUUAACCUGGUUAUAAUGAUUAUGCCAUGGUUGGGAUUUGUCACAUCUCAUCUUGAUUGUGAUGGGAAUUAAAACUGGAUUUAAGUUUAAAAUGUGACGAUUCGGAUUAUAAUCAACUUGAUUGGAAGUAAGGCGGAAGAAUGUGGACAAUGAUUAAAAUUAGAUUGUGAUUAUUCUGAUUACCAACAUAUCUGCAACUGAAGAGGAUAUGUAAUGAUAUUAAUGUGAGUAGUUUAUUUGUAAAAAAAGACAUUGCGAUAUAUUCAUUUUACAAUUACAUUUCAAAACACCGUUACCGAGAGACCUACAACAAGGAUAAUAAUAGUUUUUGAAGAGUUUAUUUCCAGAGACGAGAACUUUGAGAGUGGAUGUAAUGACAGAACGUUUCCGAACAUUUGGACGUUUCUGGAACACUUUAGGUUUUACCUUCAAUUAACAUUGCUGGGUUUUCUUUUUGGUUUUGAUUAUUUCAUGUGGUCUUCCAAUAGGUUUAUAGGAAUGGCUCAAAUUAACACCUUUUACAACAUUCCAGAUAAAAAAAAAGUGUAAACUAUCGGAUAAAAUAUGGAAUGUGGCCAGAAUCCAUUUUUUGCGCCAAUAUUUUAAUGUUUUAUUGUAGAACUCAGAAUGUUAUUACAGUUUUGCCCAAAACAGGACAUGCGCAUAUAAUAAAGAA